UCUCCGUUCACAUCUACAUACAAACGCUCGAAAUUGGCUAAAAUAUGAAUGUCGUUGUUUCUUUAUUUUCUUAUUCACAUCUGAACUGAAUCAGAGACCGAACAAAAUAGAAAAAAAAAUUCGGAAAAAGAAAAAAAGAGAAAAAGUAGAAAAUUCGCUCAGAUCUCCGAUCAAAGACAGCGAAAGAGCUUUACAGAGAGAAGAAAUGCUGUCAAUUUCAAGACCCAUUAUUAAAGUACCAGACAAGGAAGGACGGGAAGCCAAUCACGAGGGGGAAAAGCACCCCUUUGAGGGAGGAAAUAGCCCUAUUAUUCUCUUACGAGAUUUCGAGGACAAAGAAGAGAAGUCCCCAGUUUCAAUCAUUUCUGGUAAAGGUAGCAAGCAAGGCAAGGACAUCUCAAAAAGCGUGGAUGGUUUCGGAAAAGAGACAUGGCCUUUUUUUAUUCUUGGCUAUGACACAAAGAUUCUUCCUGAGGAUAUAAGUAAUCGGCGUUUGGGUUUGCGUCCGUUGGAUGUUUUGACGAUUAUGUUGAAGAAGCUGGGGAUGGAUAUGGAGAAAUGUGUCCCUGGCCAGAAUAGUUUGCUUUGUCCAGCUUUCUUUCAUAAUUUUGAGACCGAGAACAUGUCGCAGGGACUGAAACAAGAACAGAAAUUGGAUCCUGAUGAAGAGGAAACAAAAGUCGAAGGAGGUCGCGGCGGUGAGCUGGGAUGA
This is a messenger RNA of Pistacia vera, 712 nucleotides long. RefSeq lists its product as uncharacterized. The coding region runs from base 206 to 712 and encodes 168 amino acids. The transcript has 3 exons. Lineage: Eukaryota; Viridiplantae; Streptophyta; Magnoliopsida; Sapindales; Anacardiaceae. The record is from RefSeq and is a predicted model, not a curated record.